This is a messenger RNA of Capronia coronata CBS 617.96, 468 nucleotides long. RefSeq lists its product as uncharacterized. Gene Ontology annotation, cellular component: mediator complex. Lineage: Eukaryota; Fungi; Ascomycota; Eurotiomycetes; Chaetothyriales; Herpotrichiellaceae. Bases 1 to 468 code for a protein of 155 amino acids. Gene Ontology annotation, molecular function: transcription coregulator activity. The transcript has 2 exons. The record is from RefSeq and is a predicted model, not a curated record. Gene Ontology annotation, biological process: regulation of transcription by RNA polymerase II.
AUGGAGACCUCUUCAAGAAGAGACAACAUUCCCGAUGCUGUACCAACCGCAAAGUUCCUGCAAGCUCGCAUAACCGCUCUCUCAACCACCUUGAUCAAACGAUUGGAAAACAUCUUCGCCGUUGCCCUUGACGAAACGGCCGCAGAGGCCACAAAUUCCGCCACUUCAGGAAGCCAGCUCCCACCCUCUCUCACAGACACUGCUGUGCAACAAUUCCAACUCGACGUCGAAUCGGCCGCAGUGAUCCGGGCGGCGGAGGAGAUCAUGAUGCUGACGAGGACAAUGAAAGAGAUAUGGCUAUUCGGCGGACUGGACACAUUGGAGAAAGAUCAUGAUAGUGACAAGAACCCUGAGGACGAGGCCGUGAGGCGGAAGGUGGAGGAGGAUGUGAGAGUCGUGGAAGAGGGCUUCAAGAAGUUCCUGGAGAAGUACGAGACGAGUCUAGACCUGGAUGGACAAAACCCAUGA